Molecule: messenger RNA, 2820 nt
Organism: Trypanosoma grayi
Lineage: Eukaryota; Euglenozoa; Kinetoplastea; Trypanosomatida; Trypanosomatidae
Product: mismatch repair protein MSH3
Exons: 1
Coding region: 1-2820 (939 amino acids)
Biological process (GO): mismatch repair
Cellular component (GO): nucleus; MutSalpha complex
Molecular function (GO): mismatched DNA binding; ATP binding; ATP-dependent DNA damage sensor activity
Source: RefSeq, a predicted model, not a curated record
AUGAGUAAACGGCAUCGCAGUGGGGAUGUGGAGACGGCGCGCCAUGCCAUUACGUUGAUCUGUCAGCGCCCCGCAAAGAGUACAGAGUUGGAGGCGGUCACACUAACACCGCUCGAGAAGCAAGUGGUAAGUCUCAAAGAGUCCAUUCCAGCGGAUGUACUGCUGAUGGUGGCCUGCGGCUAUCGCGUAAAGUACUACGGCCGCGACAGUCGCGUUGCGAGUCGCCGACUGGGCAUAAUGUGCAUUCCCACAACCCCGUUCGAAUCAAGCAGUAUACCGUACGUUCGUGUCAAUCUGUAUAUUCACCGACUUGUGGCGAUGGGAUACCGUGUAGCGUUUGCCGAUCAAGAGAACGCAGCGAUUCGCGCGACGAGUGGGAGUGCCAAAGGUAUCUUUACCCGAGAGAUCACGCGAGUGUAUAGCCGAGGGACGCUACUGCCAUCUGAGGUUAUUGGUGGCACGAGUCCUGCUGAUGCCGUUACUGGUGCGGGCAAUGCUGCCAGUGCUGAUCAAGGGGACGGUACGGAGGGUGCGUCGGAGGACGAUGGGCCUGUUGCCGAUGGAUUGUGGGGCCCACUGAAGGAGGAAUCCUCGGAGCUGUUCAUGUGUUUUGUUUACUCCCCGUCGUUGGGAAGUGCGGUGAUGGAGAUGACGCUUGUAAGCUUCGUCCGAUAUUGUGUGACACGCCAUCGCAUCACCUCAGAGGCUGAGCUUAUGGACGUUCUGCACCGCCACGACAUUGUGGAGGUGAUUAUCUUCCACGAGCUUCCCCAAGACGUUAUGCGAAGUGGUGAAAAUUCAUUUUGUACCUCGUCUUCGUCGUCGCUUUCAGCUUUACGUCGCCUGCCGGAGGCAUACGCCUCUGCAUUGAGUGUAGUUCUGCCGCUGCAUUUCGGUCCUACGUGCAACGGGGAGGAAGACGACCGUUCUGUGUCUGUGUCUGUGGCUGCCUGGACUGGAUCGAUGGAUGAGUCUAUUAUCAGUAGCCUUGUGCCGUACAGGCUUGAUAAAGUUUAUGCAAAGAUGUGUGCUACGGGCGAACGAAUACCGUUUCUGGAGAGCGUCACGGACGCCAAAAUUAAUCAAACAAUGGACCUGCCAGGCAGCACACUCAGCGCACUCGACAUCUUUACCAGCAGUAUCGGUAUCAGGGGAUCUCUGUUGGCUUUGCUUGAUCACAGCCUCACUGUGGCCGGUGCGCGGCGGUUGCGCACGUGGCUCGCUGCGCCGCCUUGUGACGUGGACACUAUCAUGUCGCGCCGAGACGCCGUUACACUUUUGGUUCGGGGUGAAGAGGGCGAUGCUGUUUUGAAAUUUCUGCGGGAAUGCGCUAAGUUCGGCGAUAUUGAGGCGACACUGGGAAAGUUGCAUGCGCAGCGCUGCACUGUUGCAGAAUACCUGCACCUGCUUCGGGCAGUAAAGACGGCACAUAGCCUGGCGACUGGCCUCCUCUCGCGUAGUGAUGGGAGUUUAAAAGGUCUCAUCCAAGACAUACUGUUGAGUAUCACUUCAACCCACGUAAGUGGGACUCUGGAGUCGUGUCGGUAUGAAGUGGACUCCCUCGCAGCGUCCCCGUUAGAGUAUUUUGUGGCGCUUGGUGAGCCGCUCCCCCCCGCUAUGCAAACGCACGUGGAGACCCGCGACGAGGCGCUCCGUGCCCUUGAUAAAGAAUUGGAGUGUAUUCGUCAGAUGUUGCGAAUGCCGGCGUUGGAGUACCGUACGAUUGCGGGCACAGCUUUCAUCGUGGAUGUGCCGCAAGCCAUGUCAAGUCGUGCACCGAAGGAUUGGCUGGUGCUGACAAGAACAAAGUCUCAUGUUCGCUUUCACACACCGAAAAUUAUAGAUCUUAAUGUUCAGCUCUGCUCAGCAAGGGAGCGCCUUAUUGUCGCGGCGAAUGCUGCAUGGCAAACGAGGCAACAACAUGUGGCGGAAUGUGCGCCCACUAUGCGAGUCUUUCGUGACGUUAUUGAUGCAAUUGCGGUCCUAGAUGCCCUUUACUGCCUUGCCGUGACAUCUUCCGCCCCUGGUUACGUUGCCCCUGAGCUCUCAGGACACGCAAAGUGUGUAACAAUCACUGGUGGCCGCCACCCAGUACUUGAUAGUGUAAUGCGUGGCCGGUAUGUUGGCUGUGAUGUGGAGCUGAUAAAAGGAGGUGCGUGGAUCCUGACGGGCCCUAAUAUGGGUGGUAAGUCUGCACUCAUGCGCAUGGUGGGCACGUUCGUUGUUAUGGCGCAGUUGGGUUGCUACGUGCCGGCAACAGCGGCUCAGCUACCAGUGUUUACGGCAGUGUACUGCCGCAUGGGUGCAAGCGAUUCUAUGCUCGAGGGUGCCUCCACAUUUCUGAAAGAGAUGGAGGAGACAAGCCGCAUUCUUCACUCAUCAUGUCUCUCCUCUUCGCUGGUGCUGUUGGAUGAGUUGGGGCGAGGCACAAGCAGCUUUGACGGUAUCGCUGUAGCUGCAGCAACACUGGAGUACCUCCUUAAGCAUGGAUCUACCACGCUAUUCGUGACGCACUACUCGCAGCUGUGUGAGCCGUACGCCAAUGCCGACCCUGGUGGACGUGUGGCCUGCUAUUACAUGGGUUUUCGCGAAGAGAAGCAGGAUGACGCAGAUGGAGGAGAAAUCAAUCUUGUAUUCACAUACAAGCCGACGCCUGGCGUGACACCGUCGAGCUUUGGUGUACGGGUUGCGAAGAUGGCAGGGUUGCCGUCUGAAGUUGUGGCGGAGGCACAGCGGCGGAGUGAGAGUGAGGAAAAGGUUCACCUGGGGCGUGUGGCAUUGAUGCAGGUGCGCCAUUUUCUUGGGGCUUCCACUUGCUGA